Messenger RNA from Parnassius apollo (apollo), 912 nucleotides. NCBI's taxonomy places the organism in Eukaryota, Metazoa, Arthropoda, Insecta, Lepidoptera, Papilionidae. The record is from the annotation of a GenBank genome assembly.
AUGCUUAUAGCGUAUGCAUCUUCGUGUCACCAAGAGUUCAGCAGUGACGGUGCAAAACACGGGACGCUUACAUCGCCUCACUACCCACUGGCGUACCCACCAAAUACUCACUGUCACUACGAGUUUUUCGGAAGGGGGAAGGAGAGAGUCAGAUUGCUUUUCCAUGACUUCUACUUACAUAAGCCAGCGGACGGAACACUAGAUUGCACAAAUGUGGAUUUAUUGCAAGCAUUCGUCAACGUAGACGGCAGACUAGAGAAGGUUGACACAUUCUGCGGGACUGACCUUCCAAAACCUGUUAUGUCCAAUGGUCCCAAAUUAAUGCUGGAAUUUCGUGGGAUUCAUUCAUCGAGACACUCGAGGGGAUUCAAAAUAUCGUAUUCAUUUGUUGAAAAUUUUGGUAUUACUACGGGGAGACAGCUGAAGGAGUUCCCAUGCGCUUUCGUUUACAAUAGCUCCGAAAGUCGGAACGGUUCUUUCGCUUCCCCCAACUGGCCGGGACCCUAUCCACGUGACACAGAGUGCACGUAUUUCUUUCACGGAAGUCAGACUGAGAAAGUGCAUUUACACUUUACGAACUUCGGGGUCGAAGGAGUUUUACCAUGUGAAGCCAUAUCGGGAAGUGACUACGUAGAGUUUUCCAACUACAUGACCGAGGAUAGCAGGUUCGGCCGAUACUGCGGCCAGAUGAAGGAGUUUCACGUGGAGUCCGAUAGGAAUUUCUUCAAAGUGACGUUUCGAUCCAACGAUCGAUUAGACGGAAUGGGUUUCAAAGCGAUGUAUCAAUUUUUAGAAGUCACCGACGAGUACCGAGCUCCGCUGCAAGAUCGAGCUUCAUUUUCUGCGAGUAUCCUGAGAGGCCUGAUACUUGUGGCCGCCAUCGCAACACAACUACAUGGGUUAUAUCAUUAA